Molecule: messenger RNA, 3131 nt
Organism: Scatophagus argus
Lineage: Eukaryota; Metazoa; Chordata; Actinopteri; Scatophagidae
Product: ras-related protein ralB-B-like
Exons: 5
Coding region: 359-964 (201 amino acids)
Biological process (GO): Ras protein signal transduction
Cellular component (GO): plasma membrane
Molecular function (GO): GDP binding; GTPase activity; GTP binding
Source: RefSeq, a predicted model, not a curated record
GGCUGUGCUUCUGGCCAGAGCUAAAUCUGUCGCCUUGGCAACAGCUAUGCUAGCUCGGUCGCCUGGUUGCACUCGUCAUUUCUCAGCUGCAGAAUGACCCCUCCUUCUCAAUAUACACGAUCUUCGGUUGAGUCCGGGUACAAGGUGGGGCAGAGGCAACUUGUAAAAGUUGAGUGUGUGUCGGUGUAUGGCGGAUUCCCCAGCGAACAACAGUGAAAGUCGUUAGCGGCCUGAACUAACUGAUCUAAAUCAAGCGUGGCGGCUGGAAACGAGUUCCUCAGCGGCUUCGAGCGUACUGCACAGGUGACUGUCCUGUCCUGUCCUGUCCUGUCCCCGCUGGUCUCCGCAGGCCAGAGUCAUGGCCUCCAGCAAGAACAAGAACCAGACCUCUCUGGCCCUCCAUAAGGUCAUCAUGGUGGGCAGCGGCGGAGUGGGGAAGUCUGCCCUCACGCUGCAGUUCAUGUACGACGAGUUCGUGGAGGACUACGAGCCCACCAAGGCCGACAGCUACAGGAAGAAGGUGGUGCUGGACGGCGAGGACGUUCAGAUCGAUAUCCUGGACACGGCGGGUCAGGAGGACUACGCCGCCAUCAGAGACAACUACUUCCGCAGCGGAGAGGGCUUCCUGCUGGUCUUCUCCAUCACCGAGCAGGAGUCCUUCACAGCCACGUCUGAGUUCAGGGAGCAGAUCCUGCGGGUGAAGGAGGAGGAGGUGAUCCCGCUGCUCGUGGUGGGGAACAAGUCGGACCUGGAGGAUCGACGGAAGGUUUCCGCCGACGACGCCGCGGCGAAGGCGAGCGAGUGGGGGGUCCAGUACGUGGAGACCUCGGCCAAGACGAGGGCCAACGUCGACAAGGUGUUCUUCGACCUCAUGCGGGAGGUGCGCAAGAAGAAAAUGGCCGAGAGCAAAGACAAAAACGGACCGAGCGGCAAGAAGAAGAAGAAGCGCUGCUGCAUACUUUAACGCCGAGGUGGCAGCCCGCCAGACGAAGUGACAAACCCAGCCGGACGACCCGAACCCAACAGGCGGCGGCUUCAGACCUGCUCCUCGCCCGCUCCACGGCCGGGGAGGACACACCUGACGGCCGACACCCCGAAUCCUCACCUGCACGUUCAGCUGGCCGAACACGUCUUUGUCUCCAAACGUCCGAAACCUAAACGCUCACCAGAAGACUCUCACUUCCACGACCGCGGUUUGUUUGUGUUAAGGUUGCCUGGUAACCGCGGUCCUUUCCUGGUGUCACUUCCUCUUUGAUGUGCAGAUUGUGCGGAGUCCAGCUGUGGCCAAAAGUAUGCGGACACCUCGCCCCUGUUUGGCAGCAGAACGCGGCUGCGCGGGCGCCUCCAGCCUCCUCAGCUUCCUGCUCUCAGGUGGUGUGUUUGUCUUAACGGUGCGUCAGCUGUGCGAGCGGGAAGCGAUGAAGCUGGAUGGACGUGCUCGUGUGGUGGACGCGGGUGUCCGCAUACUUAUGGCCGUGUACCCCACAUGGCGAGCUGUAACCACAGCAGGAAGAGGCUCCGCGUCUUCCAGGGUCCAGUCUUGUGCCUUAAGCUGCCGUCUCUCGUCUUGUGGCCAAAAAGCUAAAACGGCUGAACUCUGAAAGUCGUCUCUGCGCUGUCCUCCACUUCUUUGUCUUUCUGUCCUCUCUGUCACACAUUCCUGAUAUGUAAUUAUUCCACUUGCGCACACUCCUUUUGUAUGAAUGCUUUACUCUUCACUUCCCUGACAAACAUGUGGGCUUUCAAAGGGAAUCUGCUGUUUAAAUCCUCCUCUGUGUAUUUAUGGCGUCUGUGGUUCGAAGGUCCACAGACCAACUCGUACCCAUUUGAUAAUAAAAGACACGAUCACUGACGCCUGGUGUGAUGGAGUCUCCUGGACGAUCGGUCCUCGCGUGGGAACGUGUGGGAGCACAUUUCAGCAGCACUGUGACGCGCAUCAGCAUCAGAUUAGCAGAAAAGGAUGAAAGUUGAUUUAAUCCCCACCGUGUCUGCCAUGAGGACGUGUGUUAUUUGGUAAUCACGGCGUCAGCUCACCUGUGUUACCUGACAGAGCUGAUACAACAACCAGUAAUGAGAAUAAAAUUAAAUAUUUUUGCACCACGUAGGCAAGAAGAAUCACAGAGAAAAUUCAAACGGCCACAUCAUAUUGGUAAAAGUCAAGUAGAUCAAUUAAACCGAGUGAUUGUCGUGUAACGAGAGAGUGAAGACCGGGACCGGGUGUGACGCCUCAUCUGGCCACUGGGUGGCAGCACCGAGUCAACGCCAAACAUCCCAGCGGAAGGUGAGAAAAUGUUUUAACGAGGAACAAAGUCACCGCAGUUGGUUUGAAGCCUUCACACGUCAUAAAAUUGACUUCAUAGUCUUCACUCAAAGUAAAAGUACUCACAGUGCAGUAAAGUGGAUUACUGCCCCAGUACUGCAGCCCGAAGACUCCACGAGACCCUCACGUUCGUGGCCUGCCUUCACCUCUUAAUUCGUUACCAGGACAACAGAGAGUCCAAAGCGUGUCAUCUGUCACGAGGAGCAGUGGACACGAAGAUGAAGAAGGUGGUCCUCUGCGGGAUCAGCUGAGACGUCCUCAUCGUGAUGACGAGCCUGAUUCCGCGGCGGAUUUUCACUCUGCUUCCUUCGCUUCCACUUCACGCACUUCCUGCCGCUCACAGAUCAAUAAUAUUUAUGUCGAUCUGUUGUGUCGAGUCAAAGCAAAGGACAGAAAAGUGUCUUCACAUGAAACAUAACGACUGCACUCCUGCUGGACUCUGAUUGGCCGCAGGGCUCAGCGUGGACCUGCAGUGCGCCGUCGUCACCACAGGAGGGCGACAGCUCACUGGGAUCGUUCCAGGUGUCAGUCAAACCCUCAGGUGAGCUCAGCAUUUAAAGGAAGGCUGGUGUGUGUGUGAAGUCCUCACAGUGUACAAAUACUCUGUUACAACGAAAAUAAAAAAACCUUUCAUUCAGCAAAAGUACCAAAGUGUUGGUGACGCAGUAAAAGUAUUUCAGACUAAUUUGUGUUAUUAAGGUGUUUGUCACUUUAAGGAUGAAACUGGUGAAGCUGGUUUAACUGCUUUACAAAGUUUAUGUUGUUCUGAAUUCCCCCUCGGGGAUCAAUAAAGUUUUAAUCGGUUCUGUGA